GAGGUGGAUCUUGGGGUGGAAUCUGGUAUCUCAGGGCUACUGCAACCCAGACUAACCAACCCACUGGGAGAAGAUGUCAGGGAGUCUAGGAGUUCUUGGAGUCCUGCCUCUCCUCUUCCUGUCUGAAGCCUGCCUGGGCCCUGGAUGCCAGGCCUUGAAGAUAAAGGUUCCACCAUCAGUGACAGUGAACAUAGGAGAUGAAGCCCGCCUCACCUGUGAACACAAUGGCAACAACCCUAAUAUCACAUGGUGGUACAGCCUUCACUUCAAUGGCUCCUUAAUCACAGUGUCAAUAGGCCCUGGCCUGGGGCCCAGAGGCGAGUUGGUCAUCUCCAACGUAAACGAGAGCCACAGGGGCAUGUACAGGUGCCGUGUGGAAGAAAACAGCGUGCCACAAUUCUCCUGUGGCACCUACCUCCGAGUGCGUAAGCCAGUCCCUAGGCCCUUCCUGGAGAUGGGAGAAGGCACCAAGAACCGCAUCAUCACGGCUGAGGGGAUUAUCUUGCUAUUCUGUGCAGUGGUACCAGGGACACUGCUGCUAUUCAGGAAGCGAUGGCAGAAUGAGAAGUUCGGGGUUGACAUUCCAGAUGACUAUGAAGAUGAAAAUCUUUAUGAAGGCCUGAAUCUUGAUGACUGCUCUAUGUAUGAGGACAUCUCCAGGGGACUCCAGGGCACCUACCAGGAUGUGGGCAGUCUCAACAUUGGAGAUGUCCAGCUGGAGAAGCCAUGACUGACCCUUCCCAUCCUUUAUCCGCUGUGCUGUCUGUCCAUCCCUGCCUGGUAGCUCUUCCCCUGGAGUCCCCGCUUCCCAGUCUUUGUCCCCCUGGAGUGUCCUACCCUUGCUUCCAUACUGCCCCACCCUACUCUCCCACCUAAUCUUGUCCCUUCCUUCCCCAAGUCUGUCCCAGGUUCCCUCUCCAGUGGUUAAUGAGCCCUUAAUCGCCGCCUCUAGGGGAGCUGAUUACAGCAGCCUCGUUAGUGUCCCCCCCCCCCAGAUCUGUCAUGGCCACUU
This is a messenger RNA of Onychomys torridus (southern grasshopper mouse), 1012 nucleotides long. RefSeq names its product CD79a molecule (gene Cd79a). Gene Ontology annotation, molecular function: transmembrane signaling receptor activity. Bases 74 to 730 code for a protein of 218 amino acids. Gene Ontology annotation, biological process: B cell receptor signaling pathway; B cell differentiation. NCBI's taxonomy places the organism in Eukaryota, Metazoa, Chordata, Mammalia, Rodentia, Cricetidae. The record is from RefSeq and is a predicted model, not a curated record. Gene Ontology annotation, cellular component: membrane; external side of plasma membrane; B cell receptor complex. The transcript has 5 exons.